Molecule: messenger RNA, 1664 nt
Organism: Cornus florida
Lineage: Eukaryota; Viridiplantae; Streptophyta; Magnoliopsida; Cornales; Cornaceae
Product: proline dehydrogenase 2, mitochondrial-like
Exons: 3
Coding region: 219-1664 (481 amino acids)
Cellular component (GO): mitochondrion
Molecular function (GO): proline dehydrogenase activity; FAD binding
Source: RefSeq, a predicted model, not a curated record
CGUGUUGAUAACAUCCCAAACGUUACUUAUAAAUACAGUUUCACCCAAAUCAAAUCAAUUCAACUGUCGCACAUUUACAAUUUAACCCAGUAAAAGCCCUCUAAAUUUAGCCUAUAUAUUUACACUCAAUCACUCUAUACAUAUAGGACUUGGUAAAACACACUAAAAACUGAAACAUUUGGAGAGAAAAAAACACACACAAAAAAAACCACCCAUUGAUGGCCACCCGUGUUGUACGUCCAAAGCUCCUCCAUAACCUCCGCUACUUCGUCAAGCCUCUCAACUCUGCUCCGACGUCCACCGCCACCCUUCCGCCUCUCAAUUUUGACAGAAAACUGGUUACCAACGUAUCAACAUUACCAUCAACCACCACCACCACCUCUGCUGAUUCAAUUCUCAAUCUUGAUAGUGCCAAGGAGCUUUUCUCGACGGUUUCGAGUGUGAAGCUGGUGCGGUCGUCGAUAACGCUAGACGUGGUGGCGAUGGAGCAGGUGGUGGAUUUGGGCAUGUGGGUGAUGAAUUCCAGGCUCAUGGAAGUGCCUGUCUUGCGUGAGACUAUAUUGGGGACGGUAAAGCAUACGUUUUUCGAGCAUUUCUGUGCCGGUGAGUGUCCCGAGGAGGCCUGCCGGACGGUCCUCAAGCUCCGGGACGCCGGCCUGAGAGGAAUGCUCGAUUAUGGGUUGGAGCAUGCAACGGAUAAUGAGACGUGUGAUCGGAAUUUGGACGGAUUUAUUCAGACCAUUAAAUCAACCAAAUCGCUUCCACAUUCUUCUGUUAGCUUUGUCAUUGUGAAGAUGACUGCAAUUUGCCCUCAGAGAUUGCUCAAGCGAGUGAGUGAUCUACUAAGAUGGGAAUACAAGGACAGUUCUUUUGAUCUGCCAUGGAAACUCAACACUCUUCCAAUUUUCUCCGAGUCCAGCCCUCUUUAUCACACACUCGAAAAACCAGAACCUUUAAGCCCACAAGAAGAGCAUGAUCUCCACUUAGGCCACCAAAGACUCCUAAAGAUUUGUCGAAAAUGUCUAGAAGCUGAUGUCCCCUUAACAAUUGAUGCAGAGGACACAUCGGUUCAACCUGCCAUCGAUUACUUCACGUACUCUGCCGCGAUCAUGUACAACAAAGAUAACAUUUCAAUCAUUUAUGGGACAAUUCAGGCCUAUUUGAAAGAUGCAAAAGAGAGACUGUUGAAUGCAUCGAAAGCUGCAGAGAAACUAGGUGUGCCAAUGGGGUUUAAAUUGGUGAGGGGAGCUUAUAUGUCAAGUGAAAGGCAAUUGGCUGCUUCUUUGGGUGUUGAGUCUCCAAUCCACAAUACCAUUCACCAAACGCACGCGUGCUACAAUGAUUGUGCUUCUUUCAUGCUCGAGAAGGUUGCUCAUGGCUCCGGUGCAGUAGUUCUUGCUACCCACAAUGUUGAAUCAGGGAAAAUGGCAGCCGCGAAAGCACUAGAAUUGGGGAUCGAAAAGGAAAAUUUGAAGCUCCAAUUUGCUCAGCUGUAUGGAAUGGCUCAAGCACUUUCUUUUGGUUUGAGAAAUGCAGGUUUUCAAGUUAGCAAGUACAUGCCAUUUGGACCUCUAAAUCAAGUUUUGCCCUACCUUCUAAGGAGGGCUGAAGAGAACCGAGGGCUCUUGUCUACUUCAACCAUUGACAGACACCUCAUGAGGUAA